GGGCAGAGGUGAGGGGGCGGUCGCGUUCCGCGCGCCGGAUGCCGCGGCCGGGGCCUCGCCGAGGAGGAGUCCCGUGAAGCGGCGGCGGUGCCGCUGGUCGCUGUGGCGGACGGGAGGCGGCCGGAGCCAUGUUGGGCAGCGGAGCCAAGGCGGCCAAGCCGUCCUUCGUGUCCUACAUCAGCCCGGAGGAAAUACAUAUAAAGGAACCAGUUGAAAAGGAAGUGAAUCCUCAUUUACUACCAGGUGAACAGCUGCUUUGUGAGGCAAGCACAGUAUAUAAGUACAUACAAGAAGAUGGAUCAAAUCGUGGCACUUAUGGAAAACUUGUAUGCACAAACUUCAAGAUUGCUUUCCUCGAUGAUGAUUCUACUUCAGAUGAUAACCUUAUUAAAUCCUGGGUUUAUAGCAAGCUGAAUCAGCAAGUAUUUCUCAGUGAGCCACAAUUUAAGAAUAAGAUCAUUGGAGAAAAUGACAUAACCCUGCAAUGUGUAGAUCAAAUCUAUGGAGGUAGGUCAGCUCUUGAUUUAAUGUGUGUCACACUUCUAAAUGCCUUCUAAUUCUUGUUCUGUACAUAUCCUUUUCAGAAAAUGAAUAGAGUUCCUGCUUUCAGGACUAGGUUGGGUAAUCUGGGUCAUUUUAAUGAUGAAAUGACAGAUAGAAAAUCUGCAAGAUCCAGUUUCAUCUCUCAUGCUUAUCUGCCCUAAACAAAAUGUAGAUUGAUCAAUUUCUUCAAAAUACAUUUAUUCGUAGUGAAAAAUGUACUGUACAAAGUCUCUGAUUAAGAUUGUACAAAUAUCUUAUUCUAAUACGUGUCAACUAUUUCCCAUAAAUAUGAAGUUAGAAAUUGCAUUUAAGCAAUUGCAUUGUAGAGUAGUACAAGUGAGUAAUUCCUCAAUGCCUUUUGUUUGUAUCUAAGGGAACUUUAUUGAGACUCUUGAUUUCUUCAAAAUGUCAAAAGUGGUAGAAAAUGAGCUUUUACUUUACAAGCCAAAGUGGUAUUUUGCAGCACCUAUGUUGCUUAAAAAAAAAAAAAAAAGUAGGCAUGAGAUUAGUAAUUUGUAAGCAGUAAGGAAGACUCUGUUGAGCAGCCUGGUUUUAGAUUAGUGUUCAGAGUAUUUAUGAACAAUGGUGUGGAUCGGUGAAGGAGUAGAUGAGGGAGAAUAUUGGUGCAUUGUUAUGAGGUAGUUUGGUUUUGUUUGCAGUGGCCUUGCUGAUAGUACUUGAAUCAUAAAAUCACUAAAGUUGGAAAAUAACCCCAGGAUCACCCAGUCCACUCAUCUACCCAUCCAAUAGUUCUCACUAAAUGAUGUCCCUCAACAUAGCGUCCAAACGUUCCUUGAACACCUCCAGGGUCGAUGCUCCACCACCUCCCUGGGCAGCCCAUUCCA
Phasianus colchicus (ring-necked pheasant) is the source of this 1388-nucleotide messenger RNA. NCBI's taxonomy places the organism in Eukaryota, Metazoa, Chordata, Aves, Galliformes, Phasianidae. The record is from RefSeq and is a predicted model, not a curated record.